AAGCAUUGGUAGCAUACGCACUAGCUGGAAGACGAUUGUCACGAAACACUGCGAACAGACGCGGAUGCCAUUCGUUGGAGAGAGAAAAGAUUCACUGCUAACGGGGUGGGUGGAGAGAGAAAUUAGCAUCUUCUUGUCGUGUCGUGCUAGUAUACGCAGCGUGCGCACUCCAAGGACACCAGAAGUCAAUGGAGUGUGCAGGAAAUCGUGGCAACCAACCGCAGCCAGCUAGCAAGUAGCGAGCUUCAUGUUCAGUGCGUGAUAUCGUUUCAGUCUUCAAUACAGAUUGUUUCACAUUGUGUUCUACUGUGGCCAUGUGCUGGUGGUGCUCGUGUCAAUCGUAAAACGUAAGCCAGAAUCAAGAAUCGCCCAACAAAAAAAGCUUUCCUGCAGUAAAACACUCCUCAGGAUCGCUGCCUGUCGGUGCUGGUGCUGGUGAGUUUCAACCUGUGUUGGCGGAAUAGACCGAAAACCCACCCCCACGCGAAAGACAAACUUUCGGACGGUAUUCUCGAAGAAGAACAGACCCGGCAGUGUAGUGACGGACGCCAAAGGUGUUAGAUCGUGCGGUUCGUGUUGCUUCGUGCGUACCAAACGUGCGUAAAAAAGCAGUGUACUGUGACAAAAUGAUUCCCUGGCAACGGUUUCUACUGUUCGGUGUGGUGACGCUGUUCGCGUUGCUAGCGGAUCGACAGCAGCAGCAACAGACCCAUGGAGCGACCGGAGCGAUGGCUAGUAUCAUCUAUGCCGGUUACAAGCUACCGAUGCCACACCACCGUACGUUCUAUAAAUCGUUCGGCGAACGUAAGAUCGGUCCCAAUCUGUACGAGGUGACGACCAUCAUCCAGGAGGACAUACUGAUCCGCAAACAGUGCGAAUGUAUGGUGCGCUACCGGUGCCGAGUGCCGCGGAACAUCUUCUACCUCGACAACCAUGACUGCCAUCAUCGGGAGCGAGUUUGCUGCGAGAUGCUGGAGAACGCGUACGAAUCGACCGCGAACGAGACGCGGAUGGCCGGUGAUCAAACGAGCGAUAAUGAAAUCUAAUCGUCUAAUAACCCACCUGAGUGCUUCUCCCGAUCGAUGUCCCCGAAAUCGAGCGACGAGUUUUUGCUGAGAUGGCGCGUCAUUGUCAGACAAUCCUUGGCACUGCCCUCGUUGAACACGGUCUGCAGGCCCCAGCUCCAAUCCUGAUCGGUGACGAUCCAGUUCAGUAGAUCUUCGGCGCGCAGUAUCACCUUGUCCGAGAUCGCGAGCACCUCGUCCUGUGGUGGGAGCAGGGAGAAGGGAAGACGAAACGAAACGAUGCGUUAGUAUAUUUAGAAGGAGAUGUGUGCAUUUAAUGUAUUAACCGGUAAAAUGUGCCUGUUUUAAAACCUAAUUAGCGUGUGAAUCAUUAAAUCUUCUGCAACAGAAGCCUGCAAAUCGAGUGCUACUAAUUGGAGCCCAUUCGAUGUUUAUCACUUGUAGAGCCAUUUGAUGCAUUUCAACGAAACUAAAAUAAACAUUAUUUUUACUAGU
Messenger RNA from Anopheles darlingi, 1520 nucleotides. RefSeq lists its product as uncharacterized. The record is from RefSeq and is a predicted model, not a curated record. Bases 627 to 1046 code for a protein of 139 amino acids. Lineage: Eukaryota; Metazoa; Arthropoda; Insecta; Diptera; Culicidae. The transcript has 2 exons.